This is a messenger RNA of Cicer arietinum (chickpea), 3993 nucleotides long. RefSeq names its product disease resistance protein RUN1-like. Gene Ontology annotation, molecular function: ADP binding; calmodulin binding. The record is from RefSeq and is a predicted model, not a curated record. NCBI's taxonomy places the organism in Eukaryota, Viridiplantae, Streptophyta, Magnoliopsida, Fabales, Fabaceae. Gene Ontology annotation, biological process: defense response; signal transduction.
UAUUCGGCAAAAUAAAAUAAACAUGUAAGAACGGUCUUUCAAUAAUUCCUAUUGACUAUAGUUUUAUUUUCUUCAUUCUUCCCUUUUCUCCCAGUUUUCUACAUUCAAUUUCCUGUCAUCCAUGAAUUCCUGCAGAAUGCCAACUUCUUUUCCUGAUUCUGAGAAAAUUGUAUUAACUCACCAAGCUCAAGACCAAAAAUCUGACCAAAGUUCAUUCGAUGAUGCACUCUUACAUUCAAUCGAAAAGCUUCCUCCAUCGAGAAGAAAAUCAAAAGUUGAGCUACUAGUGGAAGCAUUUGAGACAGUGAUACCAAGAAAGAUCUACGAAGUGUUCUUAAGUUUCAGAGGAGAAGAUACUCGUGCAUCAUUCACUUCAUAUCUCUAUGAUUUUCUUCAAAAUGAUGGAGUCAAUGUUUUCAUGGAUGAUCAUUCACUUCAAAGGGGGGAUCACAUUUCAACUUCGCUACUGCAUGCAAUUGAACUGUCUCAAAUUUCUAUUAUUGUUUUCUCAAUAAAUUAUGCAGAUUCGAGAUGGUGUAUGGAUGAAUUGGUGAAGAUAAUGGAGUGUCGUAGAACCAUAGGGCAGGUGGUGCUUCCGGUGUUCUACAAUGUAGAUCCAUCUGAAGUACGUCAUCAAACUGGUGAAUUCGGAAAAGCUUUUCAAAGUAUGUUGAACAAAACUUCGGAGGAGGAAGAUAAGUUGCUGAAAUGGAGAGAUGCGCUUCGUGAUGCUGCUAGCCUUGCUGGCUUUGUAGUUCUUAAUUCCAAGAAUGAAAGAGAGGAUAUCAAGAAUAUUGUUGGAAAAGUAACUCUUUUACUUGAUAAAACAGAGUUGUUCAUUGCUGAUAAUCCAGUGGGAGUCGAAUCUCGAGUGCAAGAUACAAUUCAACUUCUAAACAUCCAACAAUUAAAUGAUGUUCUGUUACUAGGGAUGUGGGGUAUGGGGGGAGCUGGUAAAACAACCAUUGCGAAAGCCAUUUACAACAAAAUAGGCCGCGAUUUUGAAGGUAGGAGCUUCCUUGCAAAUGUUAGGGAAACUUGGGAGCGAACUUCUGGACAAGUGUCAUUACAAGAACAACUUUUGUUUGAUAUCUUCAAAGAAACAACAACUAAGAUACAAAGCAUUGAGUCUGGGAAAAUGAUAUUAAAGGAUAGGCUCUCCCAUAAAAGAAUACUUCUCAUACUUGAUGAUGUGAAUGAUUUAGACCAACUAAAUGCUUUGUGUGGAAAUCGUAAAUGGUUUGGUUCAGGGAGUAGAAUAAUCAUCACAACCAGAGAUAAACAUAUAUGUAGAGGGAAUAGAGUUGACAAAGUAUACAUAAUGAAAGAAAUGGAUGAAAAAGAAUCAAUUGAGCUUUUUAGUUGGCAUGCAUUCAAGCAAGCAAGUCCUAGAAAAGAUUUUGCUGGAAUUUCCAGAAAAAUAGUUCAUUACUCUGGUGGAUUGCCAUUAGCUCUAGAAGUCCUUGGUUCCUAUUUGUUUGAAAGAGAAGUAACAUAUUGGAAGUCUGUAUUGGAGAAACUCAAAAUAAUUCCCAAUGAUCAAGUGCAACGGAAGUUAAAAAUUAGUUACGAUGGUUUAAAUGAUGAUACAGUGAAAGAAAUAUUCCUUGACAUAGCCUGUUUCUUAAUUGGGUUGGAUCGAAAUGAUGUUAUACUCAUAUUAAAUGGUUGUGGACUAUUUGCUGAAAUCGGAAUAAGUGUCCUUGUUGAGCGAAGCCUUGUAACUGUCGAUGAUAAGAACAAGCUGGGAAUGCAUGAUUUGUUACGAGAUAUGGGAAGAGAAAUCAUUCGUGAAAAAUCACCAAAGGAGCCUGAGGAGCGUAGCAGGUUAUGGUUUCAUGACGAUGUAGUUGGUGUAUUAUCAGAACGAAUUGGAACAAAAGCUGUUGAGGGGCUAGCUUUGAACUUGCCAAUAGCUAGUUCAAAAUGUUUUAGUACUAAAGCAUUUAAGAAGAUGAAGAGACUCAGAUUGCUUCAACUUGGUGGAGUACAACUUGAUGGAGAUUUUGAAUAUCUUUCCAGAAAUCUAAGAUGGUUGUGUUGGAAUGGGUUUCCUUUAACAUGCAUACCUUCAAACUUUUAUCAAGGAAAUUUAGUUUCCAUUGAGUUAGUAAACAGCAAUAUCAGACUUGUGUGGAAAGAGACCCAGAGGUUGGAGAUGCUGAAAAUUCUAAAUCUGAGUCAUUCUCAUUAUCUAACACAAACUCCAGAUUUCUCAAACAUGCCUAAUCUUGAAAAGUUACUGCUCAUAGAUUGUCCAAGGCUGUCUGAGGUUUCCAAUAGCAUUGGAGAUCUCAAUAAAGUCCUUCUAAUAAAUUUGGAAGACUGUACUAGCCUUCGUAGCCUUCCAAAAAGAAUCUAUAAGUUGAAAUCUUUAAAAACUCUAAUCCUUUCAGGGUGUUUAAUGAUUGACAAGUUGGAAGAGGACUUGGAACAGAUGGAAUCUUUAACCACCCUGAUUGCAAAUAACACUGCAAUAACAAGAGUGCCCUUUUCAAUAGUAAAGUCAAAAAGCAUUGGAUAUAUUUCCUUGUGCGGCUAUGAAGGAUUCUCACGAGAUGUGUUUCCAUCUAUCAUUUGGUCUUGGAUGUCACCAACAAACAAUCUUCCAUCUCAGUUUCCAACAUCUUCUGUCAUGUCAUCUCUUGUUCCAUUAGAUGUACCACAUAGUAGUUCUCACGAACUAUCUUCGAUAUCCAAAUACCUUCCAAGUCUCCGAAGUCUUUGGGUGGAGUGCAGCUCAGAACUUCAACUUUCUCAUGAUGCAGCAAUAAUUUUGGAUGCCUUAUAUGCCAAAAAUUAUAAGGAAUUGGAAUCAACUGCAACUACAUCUCAAGUAUCCAGAAAUUCCUUGAAAUCUAUUUUCAUUCAAAUGGGAAAUAGUUGCCAAGUUGCCAAUGUUUUGAAAGAGAAAAUUUUGCAGAAUAUGACUGUCAAUGGGCAUGGUGAUUAUUUUCUCCCCAGCGAUAGUUAUCCAGAUUGGUUAAGUUUCAAUUGUGACAGUUCUUCUGUAAUUUUUGAAGUUCCUCAAGUGGAAGGGCAUAACUUGAAGUCCUUAAUGUGCAUUGCUUAUUCUUCAACUCCGGAAAACAUAACAUCGGAUGGCCUUAGAAACAUGAUGGUGAAAAAUUACACAAAGUCCACCAUUCAGCUCUAUAAGAGAGAGGCAUUAGUCUCCUUCGAAGAUGAGGAGGGUCAGAGAGUAGUAUCAAGUAUAGAACCUGGUAACAAAGUAGAGGUGGUUGUUGUUUUCGGGAAAGGUUUCAUUGUGAAGAAUACAACAGUUUAUCUCGUCUACGAUGAACCAAUCGGAGAAGUGGAGCAAUGUCAAGCACUAGAAGAAAAUUCUAUUGUUUGUAGUGGUGAUGAAAACGAGUACAGUGUUAGGAGGAACUCCCCCCAAAUGGAACUCAUUGAUGAAAAUAUUGGCACUGCUAGCUGUUGUGGAUUGAUCAAAUAUAGUUUCAGACAGUGGAUUACAGGUUUUAUGUGUAGAUUAGUGGAGUGCUGGGGAAAGUCAACUUUGCCUUGAGCUUGAUUCUGAAGUUGUGAUCUUAAUUCUUUGAGGGGAUUAAAUUAUAUGGAUAAGCAAAAUAUUUGAUAAUUCAUCACAAAAAUGAAAAGAUUGCUUAAAUAGAAUUUUUAGAUGGAAGCAAGCCAUGUUUCCAGAUAAGUCAUUCAGUAUGAGGACAAACUUGGCAUUCUUUGUAAGCUUCGUGGAGAGUUUACAAAGUGGCAUCUCUUCUAUUAAUGAAGUUUAUUAAUUGUUGCUUAAUGUUGUUAUUGAAUCUGUUACAUGCCUUUAGUUUAGUUUUUCUUCUGUUGGUUUUUAUAAAUUCUGUUAUCUCACAAAAGAUGUAUUUAUUGGUUCUUGUUGUAAAAUCACAUCUUAAAAAAUGUUUAAGCACCCUUUUUGAUAUCGGUACUCAUGUAAAAAUCUUCUGAACAAAAAGUAUUAAAUAUAAUGUGUAGGUUGGCUAUUUUGAACAACUA